Molecule: messenger RNA, 3157 nt
Organism: Notodromas monacha
Lineage: Eukaryota; Metazoa; Arthropoda; Ostracoda; Podocopida; Cyprididae
Source: the annotation of a GenBank genome assembly
AUGAAAAGUGCCAGAAAGGCCGGGCCUAACUCCAGGGACGACGGACAUACGAACGGUUCCCUUCUUAAGGCCCAGGGGCCUUUACUAAGCCUUCAAACAAUGCAAAGGCCAACCCCGGCCUAUAGCUGGCUGCUGUUUGUGAACAGGCACCUUGACUCCGUACUCAAAAUCCCGCUCUUGCCGACCCGGGAAUGUUCCAAGUACGCGGAUACGUAUAAAAUCAGGUUGGGGGACCAGCACUUGUGUGCUGGGGUUCGUGGGAGUAGCAAGGGUCCAUGUGUGGGCGACUCGGGAGGUCCUUUGCAAUGCUUCCUUAGGACCGAAAACCGUUGGGUGCUUAGAGGCGUUGUCAGUUUCGGGGCUGGAUGUGCGGAUCCGGAAUUCCCGGAUAUUUUCACGAACGUUUCGCAUCAUUUAGGAUGGAUCGACCGACUGAUGAGCAAACGAAGGCAAGAACAAAUAACGCCCCUGAUUGAGCUGGACGUUGAUGUGAUGAAAAGUGCCAGAAAGGCCGGGCCUAACUCCACCCUGCUGCCUGUAUGCUUGCCAAGGGAAGAAUUCCGGGUCCCCGGAAAUGAUUCGGAAGUUUGUUACGUUUCCGGUUGGGGCCGGAUAUCGACCGACGACAAACACUUGUCCGUGGAACUGAGGCAGCUCAAAAUCCCGCUUUUGCCCACCCGGGAAUGUUCCAAGUACGCGGAUACGUAUAAAAUCAGGUUGGGGGACCAGCACUUGUGUGCUGGGGUUCGUGGGAGUAGCAAGGGUCCAUGUGUGGGCGACUCGGGAGGUCCUUUGCAAUGCUUCCUUAGGACCGAAAACCGUUGGGUGCUUAGAGGCGUUGUCAGUUUCGGGGCUGGAUGUGCGGAUCCGGAAUUCCCGGAUAUUUUCACGAACGUUUCGCAUCAUUUAGGAUGGAUCGACCGACUGAUGAGCAAACGAAGGCAAGAACAAAUAACGCGUAAUACUACAGUACAGUACUUGAAAAUAAAACCUCACCUGGUUUUCCAGAACCACUUCCUGAUGACUGGAGGAAUAAGCCAUCCUCAGUUGGGUCAUGAUAAUCUUGAUGAAGAUAAUGAUGAGGAUCUUGCCCGAAAUCAUGAUUUCGCCGCGUUCGAUGUCCACUUUCCCGCUUUAGUUUUGCCGAUCUGUCGAGAAACGUUUUGUUUCGGUUUUGACCUCUGGUGUACCGUCUUUGAGAUGGCUGUUGCAAGUCAGCCUAAUUCUUUUAAACAUGACUUACGUAAUGAUUCUGAUGUAGAGAUAAUUCUUUCCGCUACGGACUUGAAGGAAGGCAAAGAGGCUUUGACCGAGAUUUUCAACUCAGCUUUCAAGUGUGUCAUUUGCACUGAUCUCCCUACUCAUGCCGAGUUAUGUCCCCAUUGCUCGCGCAUGUUUUGUCGGGAUUGCUUCCGUGGAAAUCGGAAGAAAUGUCCCUAUUGCUUGGAAAAACUGCGGAAGUCCGGUUUGAUACGGUGUCGCUGGAUUGGUGAGUUGAUGAUAAACCUGCAAGCAGUAUUGUCUCAGGAUUGGGGUUCAGCUUCGGAAGUCAUCAUUCCGUUACCUUCCGUGAAACUGCUUCUGGAGAAAAUUGAAGAUACCCUCAAAUGCCCUGUUUGCUACGACACCGUUUCGGAUGCAAAUAUAUGCCCGAAGUGCACGAAACUUUUCUGUGGACGGUGUGUUCGCGUGUGGGUUCUCACUCGAAGUCAGACAUGCCCUUGUUGCGUCAACCCGUUGAAGGAAGAUAUGUUAAUUCCGUGUCAUUGGGCCGCAAAUCUUGGGGUCAUCAUCGAUAAACUGCUCGGAAAGCCUGCCAGGCUUCCCGACGAUGAUCAAAAUUUCUUGAGACCCGAUGAGGGUAGGAGCAAUUCUGGGAUGGAGAUCAAUUCAGACUCCGACGAAGAACCGGGCAUAUUGUUCAUACCUGACGACGUUGACUCGGACAUGUCCACCCAAUCCUAUUCUAUCCCGUCGAGCACUGAUGCGGAUGAGCCAUUCAUUUCUUUUCCUGACGUCGAUUCGACCGAUUCCAUGUCUGAUUCUGAUGAUGCUGAUUUCAUUAUCCCUGGGCGCUUCUCGCCUGCUUCUUCUCUUUCCGUGUUGCAUUCGCCCACGCCACCGGAUUGCUCGCCAUUGCCUUGUUUACCGUCAUCUCCUCUUUCUGCUGAUGACGAAGGCGACAGUGAUCGUCUCGUAAUGAGUGAAACUGAUGACGCCGCUCAAGAUCCAUCUUCGGAUAGUGAAGAUGCGCCAGUCUCCUCAUUCUGCAAGGAUGAUGUGUGGAACCACGUGGAAGCAUGUUUGUCAUUGAUUACAGCUUCCAUCCAUCCUACAAGAACCAGUCUGUUACAUUUGGGAUCAGAAAUUUCAGGAUCUGUGCCUAGAAAUUUCUACCUGGAGAAUCUAUUCAACGUUCCUCAAAAAAAGUUCGUUAUGUUGGAAUUGGGAAGUUUGUUAUAUAUUUUGACGUGCACUGUACGGACUUUCUUCUGGCACUUGAGAAAAGUUUGUUGUACGUGUACUGAAAAAAUUGUUUUAAUGGGUGUCUUAAUGAGAUUUUACUGUAGUAAGAUAAAAUAUGUAAGGUAUUUUCUAUCCAUGCUACUCACUUUUGGCCUUCGAAAAAGUGAAUUAUAACUCUAACCUCAAAAAUAUUUUUGAAUUGAGAGGAAAGCAAAAAGUAAAUCGAGCAUGAAAUUAGUUUUGGGAUGUUAUGAAAUAAACUGUCCGUCACUCAUGUCCUCGAAGUGACGAAAACCAGCUGUGAAAAUACGUGCUGUAAAUAAUUCGAAUAAUAAAGGACCGGAAGAUACUUGUGCAGUGAUGUUCAAGUGCGUGACUGGCUGCCGAAGUGUGACGUGAUCUCAAAGUUGAUACUGUAAUGGAAUGAAAUAUCUAAGUGCAAUAAAUUGCAUCAUUUUCAUUAUGAUUAGGGCUUAACAACUAUCUUUUUUUUCGUCAUGAAAGAUUUGGGACAUGAAAGCAGGAUUCUGUCGCCUCGGAAAUCGUUGUUCAUAAGGUAUCAUUGUUCAAGUUCUGAAAUGUUGAGACAGCCCGAUAAUAUCGCUCAAAGAAAGGUUAGGUUAUUCCUCGUCAGUUUUUUGAAUUUGCGCGUAACGAGGACAACCGUCGUAAAAAUCUUUCAAACGAAGCG